AUGACGAUAAAGCCAGACAUAAGAGCACAAUGCCUGGAGACCUCCAAAAUUGGUGUGGAGUACAAGCAGAAAUCAGAUGGGCCUACACCAGCAUUGGUAGAAGUUGGCCAAAGAAGCACAAUCAGCACAGUUGAAAGUGCCAACUGCCUGGACACACAUAUGCCUUCAAGGUCCCAGUGCUGGUCCUCCACAGCUCCGCCUUUCUGCAUGGUUCCAGCUUUCGUCAACCCACAUAGUAUAACAGUUCGUGACAGACAUCCUACUCAAAACCACAGAGAGACACUUCUGAAGACCAGCUACAAGAAUCCGGUGAGGGUCACCAGCAUCGUAUCCUCAGUCUUGACCAAACUGCAGGCAGAAGUCAUCUGUCCCAUCUGCCUGGACUAUCUGAAUAACCCCUUCACCAUCAUCUGUGGGCACAGCUUCUGUGCCUCCUGCAUCAAGAUGUCAUGGAAGGAUCUACAGGAAAAUUUCCCUUGCCCAUUAUGCCGUUAUCCACAAGAGGAGAGAUACUUCAGAGCUAAUCAUCACUUGGGAAGGCUAGUUGAUCUGGCCAAGCUCCUCCACAGGUCUAAUAUCAGCCAGAUGAGGCAAGAAGAAGAAGACAUGUGUGAGGAGCACAACCAGGUCCUGAGCUUCUUCUGUGAGGAUGAACAAAAGCUGGUGUGUCUCCUGUGCAUACAGACCCCUGCCCACCAGGGCCACCUUGUGAGACCUGUAGAGGAGGCCGUCUUACAUCACAGACAGAGGCUAAGUCAAUAUGUGGAGCCCCUGAAGAAGCAACUGGUAAAAAUGCAGAAACUAGUAGUCACCCAUGACAGGAAGUUACAGAGAUUAAGUUAUCAGAUUGAAAAGCAAAUAGAUCAAUUAGGCUCUGAAAUGGGGCAACUGAACCUGCUUGUGGACUAUGAGCGAGAAGCAACAUUCUCCAGGUUGGAUGAAGAAAACAAACACCAACAACAGAAACUUGGUGACAACAUCACCGCAAUUUCUGACCACAUUGACACCAUGAAUGAUCUUUUCAAGGAGCUGGUGGAGAGGAGUGUGAUGUGUGAGGGGAAUUUGCUGAGGGAAGUCAAGAGUAUUCAGCACAGGUGUGAGAACUUGGCGUCCCCAACUGUGUGUUCAGUUCAGUUCAAGAAGGAGGGCUAUUGUCUUCCUCCGCUGUACUCGGUGUUCGACAACAUUGUUCAGAAAUUUCAAGAGGAAGUGACUCUGGAUCCCCGCACAGCACAUCCCAGUCUGUAUAUAUCUGAGGACAGAAAGGUUGCCAUCUAUGUGAAGCAACGAUCAAAAGUUGAUGGGAAACCAAUACUAGAUCUUGAUGAUGUAGUGGUCCUGGGCUCUGAAGGGUUCAGUUCUGGUCGACACUACUGGGAGGUCCAGGUGGGUGACAAGCCUAAAUGGGCCAUAGGGGUGUGCACAGAUGCCACUACCAGCAGUGACCAGUGGCCCCUGUCAGGUCAGAAUCGAUCCUGGAUGGUCCAGUUGCAGGAUGGUAACUACUUAGCUAGAGGCUCUGUACCUGUCCUUCUCUCUUUGAAGGACAAACCCACAGGGAUUGGCAUUUACCUGGACUAUGAGUUGGGUCAGAUUUCCUUUUAUGAUGCCAGCGACAGGUCCCACAUCCAUUCUUUUCUGGAGAAAUUUUCUGAUGUACUAAAGCCUUACUUCUGUGUGGGCCAGGACUCUACUCCUCUUGUGGUGUCUGCAGUAACAGAUUCUACAGAAUGA
Sorex fumeus (smoky shrew) is the source of this 1734-nucleotide messenger RNA. Its product is annotated as tripartite motif-containing protein 75-like. NCBI's taxonomy places the organism in Eukaryota, Metazoa, Chordata, Mammalia, Eulipotyphla, Soricidae. The coding region runs from base 1 to 1734 and encodes 577 amino acids. Gene Ontology annotation, molecular function: protein binding; zinc ion binding. The record is from RefSeq and is a predicted model, not a curated record. The transcript has 5 exons.